This is a messenger RNA of Conger conger (European conger), 3503 nucleotides long. RefSeq names its product leucine-rich repeat neuronal protein 1. Bases 549 to 2705 code for a protein of 718 amino acids. The transcript has 2 exons. Gene Ontology annotation, molecular function: protein binding. The record is from RefSeq and is a predicted model, not a curated record. Lineage: Eukaryota; Metazoa; Chordata; Actinopteri; Anguilliformes; Congridae.
AUUGCCGGUGGCGAGAUAGGAUUUCUUCAACUGGUCGGUCCACUCUCCCUGGGUUUACGUACCUCAAAUGCAUGGCCACAUUCUAUCAAUACGUUUGUGAAUGUAAACAUAGUUUUUCCCGGAUUAUUGUAAAUCAUAUGUAAUGUAGCCUACGUGCCAUUGUUUCAUUGUUGAAGAAGCGAUUGAGAAAAGGUUGAAUUUCUUCCUGCGCACCCCAUCUUCUACCAAACCUACAAAGUGUGGAGAGGCACUUCUAGGUGCUACUGUGAAGAGGAGGUUGUCAUGCUAACAAGGCACAUUCCAGAAUCAAGGCUGGACUGAGGAGCAACAUCUUGUUAAGCACAUGAAAGCACGGCAGGAAGUGGAAAGAAGACAGUGGAUCAUUACCAGAUCUUUACACCCAUUCACAGCCGCUCUCCCACUGUGAAAGUGCUGUUCUGCUGUGGGAAAGUACCAAUGAACACUUCUGGUUGAUGACACUCUCACAGACACUCUCAAGGUAAUUGGCUCCUGGACGACUGGCUCAACUCGGAAAGCUGACAGACAGCAUGGCAAGCAGGUUUUCCAUCUCCGCUCUUCUGGGCCGCCUGUGUUUGGCAAGGCUGCUGCUUGUCCUGUUAGGGCUGUGCUCAGUAUGCAGGGCAGAGUGUCCCCAGCUUUGCGUGUGUGAGAUCCGGCCCUGGUUCACUCCUCAGUCCACCUACAGGGAGGCCACCACCGUGGACUGCAAUGACCUGCGUCUCACCCGCAUCCCCAGCAACCUGUCGAGCGACACCCAGGUGCUCCUGCUGCAGAGCAACUACAUCGCCCACACCGCGAAUGAGCUGGAGCAGCUCUUCAACCUGACCGAGCUGGACCUGUCCCAGAACAACUUCAGCAGCAUCCGGGACGUGGGGCUCGUCAACAUGUCCCAGCUGACCACGCUGCACCUGGAGGAGAAUCAGAUCUCAGAGAUGCCUGACUAUUGCCUGCAAGACCUUUCCAACUUGCAGGAGCUCUACAUCAACCACAACCAGAUCAGUUCCAUAUCAGCUAAUGCCUUCUCCGGUUUGCGAAAUCUGCUGCGGCUCCACCUCAACUCCAACAGGCUGAAGAUCAUUGACAGCCGCUGGUUUGAGUCUACCCCCAACCUUGAGAUCCUCAUGAUUGGAGAAAACCCAGUUAUUGGUAUUCUGGACUUAAAUUUUAAGCCUCUUGUUAACCUCAGGAGCCUCGUAUUGGCUGGAAUGGACUUGACGGAUGUUCCUGGGAAUGCGCUUGUGGGACUUGAUAACUUGGAAAGCCUCUCAUUCUAUGACAACAAGUUGGUCAGAGUCCCACACCUUGCCUUGCAGAAAGUUCCCAAUUUAAAAUUCUUGGAUCUGAACAAAAACCCUGUGCACAAAAUCCAGGAGGGGGACUUCAGGAACAUGCUAAGGCUAAAAGAGCUAGGUGUCAACAACAUGGCGGAAUUGGUCUCAAUUGAUCGUUAUGCACUUGACAACCUCCCAGAACUGACAAAGCUGGAGGCUACCAACAACCCAAAGCUCUCUUACAUCAACCGACAAGCCUUCAGGGAUGUUCCAUCUCUGGAGAGCCUCAUGUUGAACAAUAACGCACUGAAUGCCCUCUAUCAGAAGACGAUGGAGUCACUGCCAAACCUGAGGGAGAUCAGUGUCCACAGCAACCCCCUGCGAUGUGACUGUGUCAUCCAGUGGAUGAACUCCAACAAGACUAGCAUCCGCUUCAUGGAGCCCGUCUCCAUGUUCUGCGCCAUGCCACCUGAGUUCAGAGGUCAGCAUGUGAGGGAGGUCAUUCUGCUGGACUCCACUGAGCAGUGCCUGCCCAUGAUCUCCCAUGACACCUUCCCUAACCACCUGAACCUGGAUAUCGGCAUGACCGUCAGCCUGGACUGUCGAGCUGUAGCUGAGCCCGAACCUGAGAUCUACUGGGUCACACCAAUGGGGAACAAGAUUACGGUAGACACCCUGUCUGACAGGUACCACCUGACCAGCGAGGGCACUCUACGUAUCUCACACGUGCAGGUGGAGGACUCGGGGCGGUAUACUUGUGUGGCCCAGAAUACAGAGGGCGCGGACACACGAGUGUCCACCAUCCGAGUCAAUGGGACCUUACUGGAUGGUGUUCAGGUCAUGAAGAUCUCUGUCAAACAGACAGAAUCCCACUCCAUUCUGGUGUCCUGGAAAGUCAACUCCAAUGUCAUGACCUCUAACCUGAAAUGGUCAUCCGCAACCAUGAAGAUCGAUAACCCUCACAUCACCUACACCGCCAGGGUCCCAGUGGACGUUCACGAAUACAACCUCACCCACCUGCAGCCCUCCACCGAGUAUGAGGUGUGCCUCACUGUGUCAAACAUCCACCAGCAGACACAGAAGUCUUGUGUCAAUGUCACUACCAAGAAUGCAGCCUUUGCUGUUGAAAUCUCAGACCAAGGAACCAACACUGCUCUGGCAGCUGUCAUGGGCACAAUGUUUGCCAUUGUCAGCCUGGCCUCCAUCACUGUUUACAUUGCCAAAAGGUGGAAGAGGAAGAACUAUCACCACUCCUUAAAGAAGUACAUGCAGAAAACAUCCUCCAUCCCCCUGAAUGAGCUCUACCCUCCUCUCAUUAACCUGUGGGAGGCAGACACUGAGAAGGAUAAAGAGGGAUCCUUGGAGAACAAGCCCACCCAAGUUGACACAACGAGAAGCUAUUACAUGUGGUAAAGUCCCAGCGACUCGGUUUCUUGGAGCACACAGACACACUUUUGCUUUUUUGUGCAAAAGUAAAGUUGCGAAUUUUUUUGUAUUUUCAGCUUUGCUGUUUUUAGGCAGAGUGGUAAUGGACAGGAUUAUAUAUUUUUAGUAUAGCGUAUCGCCUUUGUUCCUUUUCUUUGUUUUGGACACUCAAAAUGGCAGCUGAAUUUAGCUUCCAGGACAUCGUAGUUCAUGUGCUUUACUUUGUGAUGCUCUUUUUGAUUGCACAGCUUUGGUUACUUGUCAAGGACUCUAGCUGGGUUCCAGGGUCAAAAGAUGUAGAAACCAGCACUUGAGUCUUUCUCUUUCUUUCUUGGGACAUAUUCUUAGAGAUUGCAAUGUGUCUUUUGUAAAACAGUUGAACUGUUGUGCACUGAAACAUUAACAAGUUUGUCUAAGGACUUCUAUAUAUGAGCUGACAAAGGAGAUUAGACUUGGUAUACUGUCUACUGAAUAACGUUAGCAAUUGUAUGGUAAUGUUGUAUCAACUAUAAUUUGAACUUUUUGGGUUUUUAACCAAAACAUUUUUUUUUGAUCUAGAAAUUAGUUUGCAGAUAUGUACUGUAAACAAGCAAUAGAAGUAUGAAUGUUUGAUAACCAACAGUUAGUAGGUAAGUAGUCAACUAAAGCUUUUUUAAUUUUACAAUUGUUUUUUCCCAUUUGCUAGGAUCUGUUAAUGACCACUUGAGUUUGUUGUAAUUUCAACAUGCAAGAUAUGUUAUAUAAGGAAGGGCAGACUGAAAUAAAUAACCAUUUUGUUCUUUUUUA